Anolis carolinensis (green anole) is the source of this 1990-nucleotide messenger RNA. RefSeq names its product fatty-acid amide hydrolase 1. Gene Ontology annotation, biological process: fatty acid catabolic process. The record is from RefSeq and is a predicted model, not a curated record. NCBI's taxonomy places the organism in Eukaryota, Metazoa, Chordata, Lepidosauria, Squamata, Anolidae. The transcript has 15 exons. The coding region runs from base 163 to 1884 and encodes 573 amino acids. Gene Ontology annotation, molecular function: amidase activity; fatty acid amide hydrolase activity.
AGGAGAACUCCCCGCAUGAAUUCUGCAGCACGAGGUUCACCCUCCGCCACUGGGAUACGGACGCCGGAAGGCAACUGGGUGGUUCAAUUGCGCCGCCCCUCGGCCUGCUCUUAAAGGGGAAGGCCCUCCUGGGAGGAAGGAGAGGGAAGCCGGGAGAGCAGGAUGAGUGUCGGCCUUCUCUCGGCUCUGCUCUGCUGCUCGGCCGCCACGCUCCUCUGGCUGAGAUGGCAGCGGCGGCGGAAGAUCCGCAGGAAGAUCGAGGAGGCCCAGCAGAAGCGGGAGCGCGCCCUGGAGCGGAUGGGGGCGGCGGCGCGGAGGUUCACGGAGCAGAAUCCAAGCCACCGACCAGAAUCAAUCUUGUCUUUGAGCCUGCCUGAACUCUGUAGGAAACUCAGGGAUGGUUUACUUUUGCCUGAAAGUGUUCUCUAUACUUACAUGGACAAGGCUUUGAAAGUCACUAAGGAUGUCAACUGUUUGACUGAUUAUCUUGAAGACAGUGAAUCACAACUUCUGCAAGUGAAAAGUCAAGGAAAUAAGGGUUUGCUUUAUGGGGUUCCUGUCAGUAUAAAGGACUCAAUUGACUGCAAGGGCUUUGACUCUACUUUGGGUUUUGUGAAACGUCUCAAUCAUCCAGCAGCGGAAGAUGCUGUUUUAGUCCAGGUGUUGAAACAUCAAGGAGCAAUUCCAUUUGUAAAAACCAAUGUCCCUCAGUCUUUAAUGAACUUUGACUGUAGCAACUUAAUAUUUGGCCAGACAGUGCAUCCUCUGGAUCACACCAAAACCCCAGGUGGUUCUUCAGGAGGAGAAGCCUCACUUAUUAAAAGUGGUGGAUCAAUCUUGGGCAUCGGCACAGAUAUAGGAGGCAGCAUCCGUAUUCCAUCUGGCUUCUGUGGGAUUUGUGGACUCAAAACUACAGGCGACCGAAUAAGCAAAAGAGGAGUUAUACGAAGCCUUGGUGGGCAGAAAUCAGUUGUUGCAGGUGUAGGACCUAUGGCAAGGGAUGUUGAGAGCCUCGCUAUUUGUCUGAGAUCUCUGCUGUGUGAGGAAAUGUUCCGCCUGGAUCCCAAGGUGCCUCCCCUUCCUUUCAAUGAGCAGGUGUACUCUAGCUCUCAUCCCCUCCGAAUAGGAUACUAUGUCACCGAUUCAUUUCUUAUGCCAACCCCUUCCAUGAAAAGAGCUAUACUGGAAACCAAGGAGCUUCUAGAAAAGGCUGGCCAUGUGCUGGUUCCCUUUAAGCUCAUCAAUAUGGACUACUUUGUGUAUAACCUUUGUAUUGGAGGCACCUUUGCUGAUGGCUCUGCCACCUACCUAGAACACUUCAAAGGAGAGUUGGUGGAUCCCUCAAUAAAGGAUUUGCUGCUCCUGGCAAAAGUACCUAACUGGAUGCGACGCCUCCUAAGCUGGAUUGUCAGACCAAUAAGUCCUCGUGCAUCAAAACUUGUGAAAAACAUGACAGAGAGGUCUGUGAAAGAACUUUGGGAACUUCACUUUGAAAUUGAGGAAUACUGCUACAAAUUUAUUGCAGAGUGGAAGAAACUACAGCUGGAUGUGAUGCUUUGCCCUGCACUGUCUCCUGCUUAUAAGAUUGGAUAUCCCGGCAAAAUUUCAAUGGGAGCCAUUUAUACUAUGUUGUAUAACUACUUGGAUUUCCCUGCUGGAGUGGUUCCUGUCACAACAGUGACGAAGGAAGAUGAGGAGGAACUGAAGAACUUCAGAGGGUACUAUAAUGAUAUAUGGGACAAAAUCUUUGCCAAGGCAGUGGAAGGGGGUGUGGGGCUCCCUGUGACCGUUCAGUGUGUGGCUUUGCCAUGGCAGGAAGAACUGUGCCUCCGGUUCAUGAAGGAAAUAGAAACAUUGACUUCAGAAAAAAGAAGAACACAUUGAGUGUAAAACUUGCUAGAAACAGAAAAAUGAGAAACUGAACUUCUGGGUUUAGUAGACCCAUAACAGACUUUGAUCAGACCAAGUUUUGAUUAAAUGCUGAAAUGCU